AUGGCUGCGGUAGACCUUGGUCGAUAUCGUCGCAUCGUCCAGAUGUUCUGGGACCCUGAACCCACUAACGACCACCAGAACGACCUUCCCGUCUGGUGCUUGGGACGCUCCUACACGCUGAGCACCAAGAUUUCGAAAGACGACCGAGGCGACCAAAGUCAGACCCCACCUCCAACCGAUGCCACAGAAGCAACAAAGGAACGAAGCGUUACCCAAGGAUCAACCUUGGCGCCAGCAUCACAUCAUCUUAAAGAGCCUAAUACUCCGCCAGAGUCUGUAUCCAGUAGCUUCUCGUCUUCACUCGCAUACGAUGAGGACUAUUCCGGCCAAGAUGGUGGAUGGCCAACUGCAUUCCUAGACGAUUUCGAAUCCAAGUUCUGGAUGACAUAUCGUUCAGAAUUUCCAGCCAUCGCAAAGUCCACAGACCCUCGAGCCUCAUCGGCUCUAUCUUUCUCAAUGCGCAUCAAGAGCCAGCUAGUGGACCAGAAUGGUUUCUCGUCCGACAGCGGCUGGGGAUGCAUGAUACGAUCAGGCCAAAGCUUAUUGGCAAAUGCGAUGGCAGUAAUCAAUCUAGGGCGUGACUGGCGAAGGGGCCAAAACCAGGAAGAAGAGCGCAAGCUUCUCUCAUUAUUUGCUGAUGACCCAAGGGCGCCGUAUUCCAUCCAUCAGUUUGUUCAACAUGGUGCAGUUGCAUGCGGGAAGUACCCUGGAGAGUGGUUCGGUCCUUCUGCAACCGCUCGAUGUAUACAGGCUCUUGCCAACGCUCAGAUGCACCAGCCUUUACGUGUGUAUUCCACCGGGGACGGGCCAGACGUUUAUGAAGACAAGUUUAUGAAGAUCGCCAAGCCUGACGGCUCAAGAUUCCAUCCGACCCUUAUUCUGGUGGGCACUAGACUAGGAAUCGACAAGAUCACCCCGGUGUACUGGGAGGCUUUGAUAGCUGCCCUUCAAAUGCCACAGUCUGUCGGCAUCGCAGGAGGUCGCCCCUCGUCUUCCCAUUACUUCAUUGGCGCACAGGGAUCUUACUUGUUCUAUCUCGAUCCGCACCACACUAGACCCGCGCUCCCUUUUCAUAUGAACCCUUCUCUGUACAGUGAAGCAGAUGUCGAUACGGUGCAUACCCGACGUUUGCGCCGCCUUCAUGUGAGAGAAUUAGACCCCAGCAUGCUCAUAGGCUUUCUGAUUCUGGACGAGGACGACUGGGACGAGUGGAGGCGGAAUGUUAAGCACGUACAGGGCAAAGCAGUGAUUCAUGUUGCCGAUCACGACCCCAUUUCGAGAGGAGGCGAGGGCGAAAGAGAGAGUGCUAUAGACGAAGUUGAGACACUAAGCGAUGACGAUGGUGAUACCAUCCUGAAUGCUUGA
This is a messenger RNA of Colletotrichum graminicola M1.001, 1365 nucleotides long. Its product is annotated as peptidase family C54. Gene Ontology annotation, molecular function: protein-phosphatidylethanolamide deconjugating activity. The transcript is spliced from 4 exons. The coding region runs from base 1 to 1365 and encodes 454 amino acids. The record is from RefSeq and is a predicted model, not a curated record. NCBI's taxonomy places the organism in Eukaryota, Fungi, Ascomycota, Sordariomycetes, Glomerellales, Glomerellaceae.